Molecule: messenger RNA, 1190 nt
Organism: Striga asiatica
Lineage: Eukaryota; Viridiplantae; Streptophyta; Magnoliopsida; Lamiales; Orobanchaceae
Source: the annotation of a GenBank genome assembly
UNUUCUUUUCUGUGGUACGUUUUUAGUAGAUCUCUGCGUGUAAAUUUUACAUUUUCCGGUUGUUCCCCUUGUUUAGAUUUUGUGGGUCUGUUCAAUUACUGAAAAAAAUUCUGCAGUUCCUUGGUCGGUGAAAAAAAGAUUCGAUCUUGGAAUUUAUAGAACCAAAAGAAAAAAAAAAAAUGAAAUCCGGAAAAGGUCCUCCUCAAGAAGACGAAGGGGAGGAAAAAGACGAGUUUGGUUCGAAGAAAGACGUCUCGCCAUCUGCUAAUAAUUCAAAAGAUGGGAAGAACAGUGAUAAAGCUAGUGCUAUAAGGUCGAAACACUCAGUUACUGAGCAGCGGAGGAGGAGCAAGAUCAAUGAGAGAUUUUCGAUUCUUAGGGAACUGAUACCGCACAGUGAUCAGAAGAGAGACACAGCAUCAUUUUUGUUAGAGGUGAUUGAGUAUGUGCAAUUUUUACAGGAAAAGGUCAAUAGGUAUGAGGGGUCAUAUCAGCCUUGGAGUUCAGAGCCUGUAAAACUGAUGCCGUGGAGAAACAGUCACUGGCGAAAUUUUGCAAGCCAGUCGCCAACUGUCAAAAAUGGGUCUGAUCCUGCAUUCCCCAUCAGGUUCGAUGAAAAUAGUGCUGCGGGCCCAGCAACCGUGCAACCGGGCCUGCAUAACCAGCCCAUCGAGCCCGAACACGGUACGGGUGGCCCGUUUAGGCCGAUGGGCCCAGUGUUUCUGCAAGGGACCACGCCUGUUUCCAUUGAGAAUGAUGGCCCAUUCUCGAAUACGUUGCAUGGGCCUGGGGACCCACUUUCGGAUUCACACUCGACUGAAUGUCCUGAUGCUAUGAACCUCCCAGAUGAUCUGAUGAUUGAGGGCGGGACAAUUAGCAUAUCGAGUGUUUACUCCCAAGGGUUACUGAAUUCAUUGUCACAAGCACUACAGAGCACAGGUGUGGAUUUGUCUGAAGCCAGCAUAUCAGUUCAGAUUAAUCUUGGAAAACGAGCACAGAGAGGAUCAAUUGCUAAGGAUCAAUGUAUUUCUAUGCCUUCUGGAGACCUACCAGGUGGAACAUUUCAAGACAAGAGCAACAGUGAAGACUUAGAUGAAGUCCAGAAAAGGCAAAAGAUUUGAAGAAUAUUUUACUUAGCUCAGUAAAGGCAGAAGAUUUGAAGAAUAUUUUACUUAGCUCAGAAAAGGCAG